AUGCAUAGAAAUAGUCCAACAACAAACACAAAUAGAAAUAACCCAGUUUUAAAUAGAGGCGCACCCAAUUUAAAUAAUAACAAUAAUAAUAGUCCAGCAACAAACACAAAUAGAGGCAAUCCAAUUUUAAAUAGAGGUGCACCUAAUUUAAAUAAUAAUAACAAUAUUAGUCCAAUAAAUAGUCCUAUUGUUAAUAGAAACAAUCCACCAUUGAAUAGAAGUAGUCCAACUAUAAACACAAACAACAACCCAAAUACCCCACCAAAUAUAAAUAGAAACAGCAAUCCAGCUUUAAAUAGAAGCAAUCCAACUAUAAAUACAAAUACCAACACAAAUACCCCUCCUUUAAAUAGAAGCUAUCCAAGUAUAAAUACAAAUGUUAACACAAAUACCCCACCACCAGCCAUCAAUAGAAAUAACACAAAUACCCCACCCCCAAACACAAAUGUAAAUACAAAUAACACAAAUGACAACAAACCAGAUGAUAAAUCCAAAGAUGAAAAGGAUGGAAACGAAAUUAAUUGGCAAGAUAUAGUUGAUAGACAAAUUGUUGGUUCUGGGUACAUUGAUUUUGGAAGUAUAUUGGAUAUAAAUGGUAAAGUUUUAGCAAGCAAAAACAUUACUAUUAAUGAAGAAGAAGCUAAACAAUUUAUAAAAGAUUUAAAAAACAAUGAACAAAUUUUAAAACUUGCUGGUAAAAAAUACAACACAAUGAUAAAUAAAGAUAAAGAAUAUUACCAUGGUAAAGAAGGAAAUAAUGGGAUAUUUUGUUUGAAAACUAAAAGCAACUAUAUAAUAGGACAUUAUUGCGAGUAUCACCAUUACGAUAACCCAUUUCCAAAGAAAUCCCAAAUUGUUAUUGAAACAGUAGCUAAAAAUAUGAAAGAAAUAAACUUAUAA
Messenger RNA from Dictyostelium purpureum, 900 nucleotides. RefSeq lists its product as uncharacterized. The coding region runs from base 1 to 900 and encodes 299 amino acids. Gene Ontology annotation, cellular component: cell cortex. The transcript has 4 exons. The record is from RefSeq and is a predicted model, not a curated record. Gene Ontology annotation, molecular function: actin monomer binding. NCBI's taxonomy places the organism in Eukaryota, Evosea, Eumycetozoa, Dictyosteliales, Dictyosteliaceae.